Recurvomyces mirabilis is the source of this 1212-nucleotide messenger RNA. RefSeq lists its product as uncharacterized. Gene Ontology annotation, molecular function: L-iditol 2-dehydrogenase (NAD+) activity; zinc ion binding. NCBI's taxonomy places the organism in Eukaryota, Fungi, Ascomycota, Dothideomycetes, Mycosphaerellales, Teratosphaeriaceae. The coding region runs from base 1 to 1212 and encodes 403 amino acids. Gene Ontology annotation, biological process: D-sorbitol catabolic process. The transcript is spliced from 4 exons. The record is from RefSeq and is a predicted model, not a curated record.
AUGUCUAAGAUCCUAGCGACAGGCGCGAGGGCCGCCUUAAGUGGCGCCAGAAGCAAUGCCAGCAUCACCAAAGCUGCUCGCCCGGUGAUGGUCGCAGCGACCAAGACCACAAAUCAGAAGAGGAACCACUCUGCCUGCUGCGGACCCAACCUUCGAAGUUAUGCCACCGUCAGCGAUGCCAACUCGGCGCAGCAACAGAACCUCUCCUUCGUACUUGAGAAGCAGGGCAAGGUCAAGUUCGAGGAUCGUCCCAUUCCCAAGCUUACCUCGCCAUACGACGUCCUGGUCAAUGUUAGAUGGACUGGUAUCUGCGGAUCUGACGUACAUUACUGGCAACAUGGCGCCAUCGGCGACUUCGUCGUCCGCGCGCCCAUGGUCCUUGGUCACGAAUCCAGCGGGACAGUAACAGAAGUCGGUGACAAAGUAACCAGCGUCAAGGUCGGCGACCGAGUGGCAAUGGAGCCCGGCAUCCCCUGCCGACGAUGCCCACGCUGCAAGGAGGGAAUGUACAAUCUUUGCGUCGACAUGCGCUUCGCCGCUACUCCACCCAUCGAUGGCACAUUGGCGAAGUAUUAUGUCCUGCCCGAGGACUUCGCGUACAAGCUUCCCGAGAACAUGAGCUUCGAGGAAGGCGCUCUCAUGGAGCCGCUCUCCGUCGGCGUCCACAUCAACAAGCAGGCCGGCACCAAGAAUGGCUCCACCGUUGUCAUCUUCGGUGCCGGACCAGUCGACAUCAACCAAGAACGUCUUGACUUCGCCAAGAAGUACGCCGCGACCCACACCAUCGUCUCGAAGAAGCAAUCUGCCGCCGAGACCGCAGCCCAAAUCAUCAAAGAAUGUGAGAUCGUCGAGGGCGCCGAUAUAGUCAUGGAUGCUACUGGCGCCGAGCCAUGUAUUCAAGCCGGGAUUCACGUUCUUCGCGCUGGUGGCACUUAUGUGCAAGGUGGUAUGGGCAAGCCGGAUAUCAUGUUCCCGAUCGGCGCGGCUGGUGCGAAGGAGCUCAAUAUUAAGGGCAGCUUCCGGUACAAUGCUCACGACUACGAGACUGCCAUUGGUCUUGUGACUAGCGGUCGUGUCAAUGUGAAGGAGUUGGUGAGCAAGAAGGUCAAGUUCACGGAUGCCGAGGAGGCUUUUGAGGAUGUGGCUGCUUCGAGGGGUAUCAAGAUUCUGAUCGAGGGUGUGCCGGAUCAGCGUGCGUCUGCAUCUGCGUAA